AUGGGAUGCUGUUCUUCAUCUAAAUCUACAAUUAAAAAUGUUAAAAAACCUAUUUUCAAAUAGGAUAGUUUAUAAUCUGAAAAUAGUUCAAUAUUUAUUGAAUCUCAAGAAAAAAAUAAGGAACAAUCAUAAGAACAAGAAACUUGUGCAAAACCAAGUUUAAAUAAGAAGAAAACCAAUUAAUUAAUAUGUUUUUAAGUUUAAUAAGACAAUAUUCAAAAUAAGGAUAAUCUUAAUGCAGUAGAUGAUGAAUUUUUUGAAUCAAAAAAUUAAAGCAAUAUCUAUAAAAUAGAAAAAAGAAAUUCUGACUCUGAUUAUUGA
This is a messenger RNA of Paramecium tetraurelia, 321 nucleotides long. RefSeq lists its product as uncharacterized. Lineage: Eukaryota; Ciliophora; Oligohymenophorea; Peniculida; Parameciidae. The record is from RefSeq and is a predicted model, not a curated record. The transcript has a single exon.